This is a messenger RNA of Ordospora colligata OC4, 759 nucleotides long. RefSeq lists its product as uncharacterized. Bases 1 to 759 code for a protein of 252 amino acids. Gene Ontology annotation, cellular component: spliceosomal complex; U2AF complex. The transcript has a single exon. Lineage: Eukaryota; Fungi; Microsporidia; Ordosporidae. Gene Ontology annotation, molecular function: metal ion binding; pre-mRNA 3'-splice site binding. Gene Ontology annotation, biological process: mRNA splicing, via spliceosome. The record is from RefSeq and is a predicted model, not a curated record.
AUGCCUUCAAGUAAGGAAGAAAAAUGCAUGUUCUACUUAAAAACAAAUGGAUGCAGAUAUGGCUCAGAGUGUACAAAAACACACAUUAUUCCAUCAAACAGUAGAAUCGUUGUUGUAAAGAACAUGUAUCUGUAUCCGAAAAACGAUUCCACAUCUACCCUGAGUGUAAAUGCACUACAGAUACACUUUGACCUGUUUUAUGAGGAUUGGUUUUCUGAAGUGUCAAUAGAAUACGGACCAGUGAAAAAGCUUGUGAUUGCAUCAAACAGAUGCACACAUCUGCAGGGAAACAUAUACAUUGAGUUCUUCGAGGAACAAAGCGCGUUUAAAUGCACAAGAGCGAUCUCAAAGAGAUACUACUGUGGAAAGCGAAUCGCCUCGGAACUCGGAUGCUCCGAUAGAAUAAGCGAUGGGAUAUGUGCCGAAUACAACAGAGGAUGCUGCAGUAAGGAAGAUCUGUGUGGAUUCAUUCAUGCAAAAAAUCCAAGUUCAGAUCUUGAAAGAGAGCUUUUCGAUGCCCAAAAUCUUCUGUACACACAAAAAGAAUAUCAAAACAUGGCAUCGCAAGAACACAACAAGCAUACCACAUACAUUGAAGAUAAUAAAAUGCACAAUAGCAGAUAUCCAAAUGAAUACAAUCAAGAUAACUAUAGUAGAAAUACACAAGAUGAAUCAACCAAAAGAAUCAAAUAUAACAUAAACAGAGGCUACAAUAGAAAUAAAGAAAUGCAACACAAUCAACGUAGCCAUAGAUACUAA